This is a messenger RNA of Anthonomus grandis grandis, 1196 nucleotides long. RefSeq names its product H2.0-like homeobox protein. The record is from RefSeq and is a predicted model, not a curated record. Bases 484 to 1170 code for a protein of 228 amino acids. Gene Ontology annotation, biological process: regulation of DNA-templated transcription. Gene Ontology annotation, molecular function: DNA-binding transcription factor activity, RNA polymerase II-specific; sequence-specific DNA binding. NCBI's taxonomy places the organism in Eukaryota, Metazoa, Arthropoda, Insecta, Coleoptera, Curculionidae. The transcript has 5 exons.
UUUACAAAAAAUAAGAAAAAUAAACUCAUUCCAGUACAGCUCAGCUAAUAGCCCCAAUAAUUCAAUUAAAUGUAUCAAAACACCAGAUUUAAAAACGUAAAGCAAUCGAAAUAAAUCCUGCAAUCAUUAGGGUCUCCUUCUUGUUAAAAAUAAAUCAAUUUGGCGCGGACAUAAGCGCGGUCGCCGCCUUAAACUUUAUCCGUUUUCCGACCAAUCACGCGUCAACUAAACGGUAGCUAAGUACGCCUCCCAGCAUCCGAGACUUUCGAGAUCAUCCUAUGGACCUCCUAUCAAGAUACGGCACGGUACUUUUAUAAUUAGUAUCACUUUAGUUAGCGGCGGCCCUUGGUGUGAAAAUAUCUUUUUAGAAUGUGCCCAAGUGCUUUAAAAGUGAUUUGUGCAUGUGUGAUUUAUUAAGUGAGGAACCUUAAACUGGUUUAGUACCAUCUGGGUGUAGUUUUUUAAAGGAUAUUUUGCAUAUAAAUGUUCAUAACGAUGGAAAUCCGUCCAGCAUCCACCACCACGAGAUUAGAAAAAGACAAGCCCAAAUUAAAAUUCGGUAUGGACAGACUGCUUUCCAGUGAGGAAAAUAACACGUCAACCCAUAUAGCAAAUGGCUCCAUUGCCAAACCUUUACCACAGAUAGCAGUUCCAUGUUCUGAUUGUGUUUCUUCCUUAUUCAGAUGCUGCAGGCUCAGCCCUUCCGGAGAGUGUCAAUCAGAGCUUUUACCUGGACUAUCUGGUUUAUUUAAUGGUCACACCUACACGAUUCCUCGCAGUGAAAUGGUUUAUAGUGGACAACCUAUUAAACCGUUUGCCACAAGACCAGCUCCACGGCUAAAUAUUCCAGCAGGAUCCACGUCUCCCCCAUCAACAAUGGGCACGAAUACUAAGAGAAAACGAUCGUGGUCUCGUGCGGUGUUCAGUAAUUUGCAAAGAAAAGGACUGGAAAGACGGUUUCAGCUUCAAAAGUACAUCACUAAACCCGAUAGGAGGCAACUGGCUGCCACAUUGGGUUUAACGGAUGCUCAAGUAAAAGUUUGGUUUCAAAACCGAAGGAUGAAGUGGCGACAUUCAAAAGAGAUUUCUAAACUAGGAGACAGCGCGGUAGAUUCGACGCAAGAAGAAAUUCAUAUUGAUGUUGAUACUAUUGAUGAAGAUGUUGACUGAUUUAUUAAAUGUUGUUUUUUUGUUUU